AUGGCGGACGACAGUGAGACAGCAGCGAGGCGGCCACCGGCGAGGCCUCCGCGGCCGUCGACGGAGGAGAACGACCACGAGCACUGCAGCGACUGCGAGAACGAGGCGGAGCACGGCUCCAACCGGGGCGGCUUGAGUCCAGCAAAUGACAGUGGAGCCAAAAAGAAGAAAAAGAAACCAAAACGGAAGAAAGAGAAAGGAGGGGAUCAGCCCGACCAGGCUCAGGAUCAGCCGGUGAAGGUGAAUUCUUUACCCGCUGAGAGGAUCCAGGAGAUUCAAAAAGCCAUCGAGCUCUUCUCUGUAGGUCAGGGCCCUGCCAAAACCAUGGAGGAAGCCAGCAAGAGGAGCUACCAGUUCUGGGACACGCAGCCCGUGCCCAAGCUAGGAGAAGUGGUGAACACCCACGGUCCAGUUGAGCCAGACAAAGACAAUAUCCGUCAGGAGCCAUACACCUUGCCCCAGGGCUUCACCUGGGAUGCCCUGGACCUUGGGGAUAGAGGCGUGCUGAAAGAGCUGUACACACUUCUGAAUGAGAACUACGUAGAGGACGAUGACAACAUGUUCCGGUUCGAUUACUCUCCCGAGUUCCUGCUGUGGGCGCUGCGUCCUCCGGGCUGGUUGCCCCAGUGGCACUGUGGAGUCAGAGUUGUCUCCAGCAAGAAGCUGGUUGGAUUUAUCAGCGCGAUUCCAGCCACUAUCCACAUCUAUGACACAGAGAAGAAGAUGGUAGAGAUAAACUUCCUGUGCGUCCACAAAAAGUUGCGCUCGAAACGGGUGGCUCCAGUUCUGAUCCGCGAGAUCACGCGGCGGGUUCAUCUGGAGGGGAUCUUUCAGGCUGUUUACACUGCGGGAGUGGUGCUGCCAAAGCCUGUGGGGACUUGCAGGUACUGGCACCGGUCCCUGAAUCCUCGGAAACUCAUCGAGGUCAAAUUUUCCCACCUGAGCAGGAACAUGACUAUGCAACGUACCAUGAAGCUUUACCGGUUGCCCGAGACUCCCAAGACUCCGGGCUUGCGGCCAAUGGAGCACAGAGAUAUCUCCGCAGUGCACAAGCUCUUGACCGAGUACCUGAAGCAGUUCCACCUGAUGCCUGUCAUGAGCCGAGAGGAGGUGGAGCACUGGUUCUUACCUCAGGAGAACAUCAUCGACACCUUUGUGGUAGAGAGCACCCCAGGGGAGGUGACAGACUUCCUGAGCUUCUACACGCUGCCCUCCACCAUCAUGAACCACCCGACUCACAAGAGUCUGAAAGCUGCUUAUUCCUUCUACAAUGUUCACACCAAGACGCCUCUCAUCGACCUCAUGAGCGAUGCUCUCAUACUCGCCAAGUCGAAAGGAUUCGACGUUUUCAAUGCACUGGAUCUCAUGGAAAACAAAACCUUCCUGGAGAAGCUGAAGUUUGGGAUUGGGGACGGGAAUCUGCAGUAUUACCUGUACAAUUGGAAGUGUCCCAGCAUGGCACCAGAGAAGGUCGGACUGGUGUUGCAGUAAAUGAUCCCUUGCCAGGAAAGUGCGGCGCUGCCAAGGAGCUGGGCCCGGCGGAGGUGCUGCCCUCAUCCUUUCCGCCGAAGCCGGACCUGCACCGAGAGGUGGAACCGAACCAGCCGCGCAGCCGCCCACCGCCUGGAUUCACCGACUGCGUCCGCAGCGCCAGCUACUGCUCCCCUGCUGGCGUCAGCGGUCUCCUUUGUUUUGAUUUAAUUGCAUCCUCGUAAAGACGUGAUCAAGGGAAUGUAACUGCUGAAACUAGCUCAUGGUUGGCAUAUAAUGGAGUUAACGGGUGAAUAAUAAAAGUAUAUAUUAUA
Gavia stellata (red-throated loon) is the source of this 1805-nucleotide messenger RNA. RefSeq names its product N-myristoyltransferase 1 (gene NMT1). The transcript is spliced from 12 exons. Gene Ontology annotation, cellular component: cytoplasm. Gene Ontology annotation, biological process: N-terminal peptidyl-glycine N-myristoylation. Gene Ontology annotation, molecular function: glycylpeptide N-tetradecanoyltransferase activity. The coding region runs from base 1 to 1491 and encodes 496 amino acids. The record is from RefSeq and is a predicted model, not a curated record. Lineage: Eukaryota; Metazoa; Chordata; Aves; Gaviiformes; Gaviidae.